Molecule: messenger RNA, 1587 nt
Organism: Clonostachys solani
Lineage: Eukaryota; Fungi; Ascomycota; Sordariomycetes; Hypocreales; Bionectriaceae
Source: the annotation of a GenBank genome assembly
AUGGACCACCCCAUCUCCAAGACCAUGUCCAAGGCCGAGCCUGGCGAUGCAAUCGAGCAUGGUGACACUAUCGCUGUAGAGACACAGAGCCUCAGUGGACAGGCUGCAGAAGUGCAACUUCACCGGACACUUCGUACAAGGCAUCUGUCCAUGAUUGGCCUGGGGGCGUCUAUAGGACUAGGUCUUUGGCUUGGGAGCGGCCAGAGUCUCCGUACCGGUGGCCCAGCUGCUCUAUUGAUUGGCUACUGUCUCGCUGGUUCUGUUGUUUGGUCCGUCUCGCAGUCUAUUGGCGAAAUGGCAAUACUGUACCCUCUCCCAUCGGCAUUCGUUCAAUGGACGAGCAAGUUUGUUGAUCCUGCUGCCGCAUUCGCCCUUGGCUGGUCUUACUGGUUUCAUGCUUGGAUCACUAUUGCCAAUGAACUGCAGGGUGUCCUGACGGUAUUGUCAUUUUGGCAGGACUCGGCACCCCGAGUUGCCAUAUUGAUAAGCUUCUGGGCACUGAUUUUCUUUAUAAACAUUUGGGCAGUUAAUGUCUUUGCCGAAGUCGAGUUUGUUGCGGCAGUCAUCAAAUUUGGCUGGAUAUUCGUGGUUCUAGUCUCAUUCAUCGUCAUCUCAGCUGGAGGAGCUCCGAACCAUGUUGCUGUCGGGUUCCGUUAUUGGAACGAGGCUGCCUUUACGAAUGGCUUCAAGGGACUCCUCAUGAUUUUACCCACUUGCAUUUUCGCCAUGGCGAGCUCCGAGAAUAUCGGCAUGGUGGUGGCCGAAACACGAAAUCCCCUCAAGUCGACACCGCCCGCAGUUCGGGCUGUCUGGAUUCGGUUGAGCAUCUUUUACAUUUUUGGGGCUCUCGCCGUCACAAUCACGGUUGAUCCCAAGGAUUCCAGACUGUUCGGAGGCUCCGGCAGUACUGGCGCCUCUCCCUUUGUUAUUGCAUACCAAAAUGGCCAGUUGAUGCCGCUUGCACAUAUGAUGAACGCUAUCAUCUUCAUAUCUGUCAUCUCUGCAGGUAGUAUCGCUGCGUAUGCCGGAUCGCGAACACUGUUUAUGCAAAAGGCAGACAGUCGUGGCCGACCUUGGUUCGCCCUCGUAUCAACGGUCUUUAUGGGAGGUGCCUUGUCAUUUCUCAACCUCAAUGCCACCGGCGCAGAGGUAUUUACAUGGCUCUCCAGCCUGGCAUCUCUAACCACCCUAUUUAGUUGGUCAAUGAUUUGCCUGUCUCAUAUCAGGAUGCGAUACGCGUGGAAGGUACAAGGUCGAAGCCCGGCUGAAUUGCCAUGGACCAACGGUAGCUGGCCUCUGAGCGCCUAUUGGGGUCUAGGAUGCUGCAUCAUCCUCUUGGUGGCAGAGUUCUACAUUGCUGUCUGGCCGUUGGGUAAAACGCCUUCUGCAGUGGGCUUCUUCUCUCGCUUUGUUUCAGCCAUCGCGAUAUUGGUCAUCUAUGUGGCUGCCAGGUGCUAUUAUCGAGGUCGUAGAUGGGUCAAUGUUCGAGAGGUGGACCUUGAUAACGAUCGAAGGUUCUAUCAUGUGGAAGACCAGGCAGAGAAAAGCACGCCAUGGAUUGAUCGGCUCAGGAAAAGGACAAGCUAG